Messenger RNA from Punica granatum (pomegranate), 6577 nucleotides. NCBI's taxonomy places the organism in Eukaryota, Viridiplantae, Streptophyta, Magnoliopsida, Myrtales, Lythraceae. The record is from RefSeq and is a predicted model, not a curated record.
ACCAAACCGAUCGCUCGAGCGUGAUUAGUUUUCAGCCAAUAAGCCGAGCAUGACUCGUAGUCUUAACAAAAAGGAAAAUCGAUCCCGAAAAGUGAAAAUUAUGGAGCUCAGAGAUUGAUUGAUUUUCAUUUUUUUUAUUAAAAAAGAGCAACUAUUUUUAAUAAUUAAUUAUUAUUAUCCAUUAUUAUUGUUAUUUUCUUGUUAUUAUUAUUGUUACGGUUGUCAUAACAGUUUUUGUGGCGAACCGGAGAAAAUCUUGACUCUCUGCAAUCGGAAGAAAACCACCAAUUUUCCAGUUUCCGUCUCUCUCGAUUCGGCGUGAAGUUCUUCACGGCGGGCAUUCCAAUUCGUGGAUUCGAGAUUGAAUUGCGGAGCUCUGUUUGUGGCUGUUCGAGGAGUUCAUUGGCCGAGCAUGAUCCAAUCGGAUUGAGCUGGGGGAGCCGGGAAAUAGGAUCGGCUCCUCGUGUCCUGGAGCGAAUCUGCGGGCUCCCCAUUUAACCUCUGCCCCUGGAAGAUCUGAUUCUGAGUUUGUAGGAGCCAACUGGGAGCCGUCUUGUCUCUUCCAAAUGAGAGAUGAUGUUGAUCAACUUAGUGCAGGCCUCGGAAUUACUGGUACUCUGUUAUUUGAAUCUGGAGAGUGGCCAAUGAAUUUGUCAUGAUGAGUAGGGCAGAGCCAUUAAUCAGUCGAUGGAUACGUCGGAUAACAUCUUCUCUGAUUUGUUCGGCAUAAUUAGGUCAUGGAUCCCUUGGCGCUCUGAUCCUGCCAACGUCUCAAGGGACUUUUGGAUGCCCGAUCAGAGCUGUAGGGUUUGCUACGAGUGCGAUAUUCAAUUCACGUUCCUUAACCGCAGACACCAUUGUCGACGUUGUGGGAGAGUCUUCUGCGGGAAAUGUACCUCUAACUCAAUCCCUGUCUUAUGCACUGACCCUAGGACCUUGUGGGAAGAGUGGGAGAGGAUCAGGGUUUGUAACUUUUGCUUCAAGCAAUGGGAGCAGCAGAAUAUUCCUAGUAAUGAAGAUGGCGAGCAACCAAUCAAUCAAGAGAUUAUUACCUCAUCGACAGGAGGAGCAAGUUUCGGCAGCCCCAAGGCUGUCAUCCCUACCCCUACUGGUAGAGUUAGUCUCAGCUCAAUGUCGAACCCGCUUGGGUCAUAUAAAGAAGAAGUUCGACCCUCUCCUGAUCUGAGCUCAACCCAGCCAUUUGUGAUGGAAAAGAAUGCAGACAGGCCAGACACAAUAGCUUCAGGAGAGGUCAACAAUCUUGUAUCGGACAGAGUGGUUCAGCCUCAGAGCCCCUACGAGUUUUCACUGAUCAGGAGCGAUGAUGAUGAUGAUGAAUACACCGAAUACCAAUCUGAUACUGACUCGAGGCGGUAUCCCCAGAUCGACCGCUAUGAAAGUCGAUCUGAACUUGAUGAGUUGACCAAUCCCAUGGGCUCGAAUGAGGUGCACCUCGAUGGAGACAAGAUUGAUACAAAGAGUUUGACAAGCUCCUCUCUACAGCAUAGUUUUAUCUCAGAGGGAUCUGAUGGGGUUCCACAGCUUGGUAAGAAGGAAGAUGAACGCUUAUUAGGAGACGAGGGUGAAACAGCAACAUCUUCUAUAUAUCCUGGAAAGGUUGGGGCAGACUCUGUGGACUUCGAGAACAGUGGUGUGAUAUGGCUUCCUCCUGAACCAGAAGAUGAGGAAGAUGAGAAGGAAGGUUUUCUGUUUUAUGAUGACGAUGAGGAGGGAGAUGCUUCUGGGGACUGGGGAUGUCUCCGCAGCUCAGGAAGCUUCGGGAGUGGUGAGUUCCGUAACAGAGAUCGGCCAGGGGAAGACCAAAAGAAUGUUAUGAAGAAUGUCGUCUAUGGGCAUUUCCGAGCUUUGGUAGCUCAGCUGUUGCAGGUCGAGAAUCUCCCAGUGGGUGGGGAGAAUAGUGAAGAGAAUUGGUUGGAUAUAAUAACGUCUCUGUCUUGGGAGGCAGCAACCCUGUUGAAGCCAGAUACAAGCAAGAGUGGAGGAAUGGACCCAGGUGGAUAUGUGAAGGUCAAAUGCUUAGCUACUGGGCGUCGUUCUGAGAGCUCGUUGGUGAAAGGAGUUGUAUGUAAGAAAAAUAUUGCACAUCGGCGGAUGACAUCGAAAAUAGAAAAACCUCGCAUACUGAUUCUUGGAGGGGCACUCGAGUAUCAGCGUGUCUCGAAUCUCUUAUCGAGUUUUGAUACUUUGCUGCAGCAGGAAAUGGACCAUUUAAAGAUGGCUGUUGCAAAGAUAGAUGCCCAUCAACCUGAUGUUCUCUUGGUAGAGAACUCGGUUUCUCGGUUUGCACAAGAGUAUCUCCUAGCAAAGGACAUAUCUCUUGUUCUCAAUAUCAAGAAACCACUUCUUGACCGAAUUGCCCGUUGCACUGGAGCUCAAAUAGUCCCUUCUGUCGAUCAUUUAUCGUCGCAGAAAUUGGGCUAUUGUGACAAAUUUCAUGUGGAUAGGUUUCAAGAGAAUCAUGGUACUGCAGGACAGGGAGGGAAGAAGUUGAUGAAGACGUUGAUGUUCUUUGAAGGCUGUCCAAAGCCAUUAGGCUUUACUAUUUUGCUUAGAGGUGCUAAUGGAGAUGAACUCAAGAAGGUGAAGCAUGUUGUCCAGUAUGGAGUUUUUGCAGCCUACCAUUUGGCCGUGGAGACGUCUUUCCUGGCCGAUGAGAGAGCCUCUCUGCCUGAACUUCCUCUCAGAUCUCCAAUCACAGUGGCACUUCCAGAGAAGUCUCUGAGCAUUGAACGUUCCAUCUCAACAAUACCCGGUUUCUUACUUCCAACCAGUGAAAAGCCUCAGGAUCUCGAACUGAGCGAGCCUCAGAGGUCUAAUAGUGUUCCGGUUCCAACCAUGUCUGAAUUGAUCACAAGUGCUUCUCUUCAGAAACCCGAGAUGUCUGAAUUGGUCAAAAAUUUGAGUUUCAUGAACUCAACUGCCUUGCCCUUCUCUGCUACUUCAGGGUAUGCGGUUUCUGGUUUCCGCGACAAUGGUUUGCCGUCAAAUGACAAGACUACCAUGAACAGGGAAGCAGUUUCCCAAGAUAUUACAGCUUCUGCAGCCCAUAAUGGGCCAUCGGACUUGGGUGAUAAUCUGACUGUUAACAGGGUUGAUCUUUCGGAAGCAACAGGUCAAAAUAGCUAUAGUGAUAUGGUCCCGAAGCAGGUUUCCAACUUUGAAGGUGGUUCUGCACAAGUAGACAGUAAAACACCCGGGAAUGAACCAGGACAGUUAAAAGAUGAGUUUCCUCCAUCUCCAUCAGAACAUCAAAGCAUUUUGGUCUCCCUGUCGUCAAGAUGUGUGUGGAAGGGGACCGUAUGUGAAAGGUCUCAUCUCUUUCGAAUCAAGUACUAUGGAAACUUCGAUAAACCUCUAGGGCGGUUCUUGAGAGAUCAUUUGUUCGAUCAGAGUUACCGAUGCCAUUCUUGUGAGAUGCCAACGGAGUCGCAUGUUCAUUGCUACACACACCGGCAAGGUACGCUCACGAUAUCCGUGAAGAAGCUACCGGAGUUCCUCCUCCCCGGUGAGAGGGAGGGAAAGAUAUGGAUGUGGCACAGAUGCCUGCAGUGUCCUCGGACUAAUGGGUUCCCCCCUGCAACAAGAAGAGUCGUUAUGUCCGAUGCUGCUUGGGGUCUGUCCUUUGGAAAAUUCUUGGAACUUAGCUUUUCGAAUCACGCAGCAGCUAGUCGGGUUGCGAGCUGCGGCCACUCCCUUCACAGAGAUUGUCUUCGUUUCUAUGGGUUUGGCAACAUGGUCGCAUGCUUCCGGUAUGCAUCUAUAUGUGUUCACUCCGUGUAUCUUCCUCCUCACAAACUGGACUUCGCUAGCGAGAAUCUGGGGUGGAUUCAGGAAGAAGCUGACGAGGUGGUUGAUCGGGCAGAGCUUCUUUUUUCUGAAGUGCUCAAUGCCCUUAGUCAGAUUGCAGAGAAAAAACAUGUUACAGGUCAACAUGCUGUAGGCGAUGGCUCGAAAGAUUUGAGACGUCAAAUUGUGAAUUUGGAGGAUAUGUUGCAGAAGGAGAAGAUGGAAUUCGCCGAAGCACUUCAGAAGACUCUGAAUAGGGAAGCAAGAAAGAGCCAACCCAGGGUUGACAUUCUCGAGAUCAAUCGACUUCGUAGGCAGCUGCUCUUCCAAUCCAUCAUGUGGGAUCACCGCCUCAUUAAUAUAGCUAUUACUAACAACAGUGCCCAAAAUGGUAUGAAAGACUUGACAGCAGGAAAGGAGAAACCUCUUAAUGCAAAUGAGACCCUUUCCGAGCCAAUCGUUGCGACAAAGCCUGAAGUUUCUCUUUCUCGUGUUGCAUCUGAUCCUGUGGACACAACCAUAUUGAACAGAAGCCCCAAUCUCAAGAUGGAGUUGGAACACCAUAUUAAGAUGGCUGAUGGAGUUAAUCAAGAGAGUGAGAGAUGUGAGAAUCAAGACCAUGGAGAAGAAUCGCCCGCCAAUCAUCCUGACACUUUGCUCUCUGGGAAGAAUGUUAGGCGGGCCUUAUCUGAAGGACAGAUACCGACAGUGGCAAUGUUGAAUUUGUCUGACACUCUCGAUGCUGCUUGGACUGGUGAAACUCCCCCAAGCUUGGCCAAAGAGUAUGAUAAAAAUGCCGGGGAACAUCAUCCAGAUACAAUUUCAACCACCAAUACCGUUUCUUCGGUGAAUGUAAUUCUUACGUCUGGAUCUCUGGAUAAAGAUAUCAGUAAUCUUGAUGAGUCCAAGAGGGUUUUGAAGAAUCCGAAUCACUCAGUCCCAUCUGAUAAUGUGGAUGAGCCAGUAACAUGGUUGGGACUUCCAUUCUUGAGCUUCUAUCGAUCGCUUAACAAGAAUUUUUUGACAGGGUCCCAGAAGCUCGAUAUGCUCACUGAGUACAAUCCUGUAUAUGUCUCCUCAUUUCGGGAAUCCGACCUCCAGUGCAGUGGUCGUUUCUUCCUGCCUGUUGGUCUCAAUGACACUGUGAUUCCUGUCCGCGACGAUGAGCCCACAAGCAUAAUUUCCUAUGCAUUGGCCUCAUCAGAAUACAAUUCACAGUUAUUAGAAGAGACUGAGAAGAUUAGAGACACGGAGUCUGUCUCCUCUUUGUCCUUUUCCGACACCAUCAAUCUCCAGUCAAUGCAUUCAUUUGAUGAUUCUGCGUCUGAAUCCCUAAGAAGUCUUGGUUCGGCAGAUGAGAGCAUCUUAUCUCUGUCAGGGUCUCGUGGUUCCCUUGGUCUGGACCCACUAUUUUACACAAAAGCCCUACAUGCUAAAGUCAACUUCUCGGAUGAUGGUCCCCAUGGUAAGGCCAGAUACUCUGUGAUCUGUUAUUACGCAAAGAGGUUCGAGGCUCUAAGGAGGAUAUGCUGUCCAUCGGAGCUGGACUACAUACGGUCUCUAAGUAGGUGUAAGAAGUGGGGAGCGCAGGGUGGGAAGAGCAACGUGUUUUUUGCGAAGACAUUGGAUGAUCGAUUCAUAAUCAAGCAGGUCACAAAAACCGAGCUUGAAUCUUUCAUUAAAUUCGCUCCUGAGUAUUUCAAGUACCUAUCAGAAUCUAUCAGUACGGGCAGUCCGACAUGCCUAGCAAAGAUCCUUGGGAUUUAUCAGGUUGCAACGAAACAUCUCAAAGGAGGCAGGGAGUACAAGAUGGAUGUACUGGUCAUGGAGAAUCUUCUGUUCGGGAGGAAUGUUAUGCGGCUCUAUGAUCUAAAGGGAUCCUCUCGAUCACGGUACAACCCAGAUUCUAGUGGGACCAACAAAGUCCUUCUCGAUCAGAACUUGAUUGAGGCGAUGCCCACUUCUCCCAUAUUCGUCGGAAAUAAAGCCAAACGGCUGCUCGAGAGAGCUGUUUGGAAUGACACUUCUUUCCUUGCCUCGGUGGAUGUUAUGGACUACUCGCUUCUUGUGGGAGUAGAUGAAUCUAAGAACGAGCUCGUGCUUGGAAUCAUCGACUUUAUGAGGCAGUACACUUGGGACAAGCACCUAGAGACGUGGGUGAAGGCCUCGGGCUUGCUUGGUGGGCCCAAGAACGCAUCACCAACUGUGAUCUCACCCAAGCAAUACAAGAAGCGUUUCAGGAAGGCUAUGACCACUUACUUCCUCAUGGUCCCCGAUCAGUGGUCCCCGCCGACGAUUAUCCCGAGCACAUCUAACUCUGAUUUGCAGGAAGAGGUCGCCCAAUCUUUUCCUUCUGUGGAGUGAUAAUCAAAACCGAACUCUUCCACAUUUUAUGUAGAUUGAAGCCUUGUAGAUUUGAGGGGUAAGUCGUCCUCCUCCUAUACUUCGGUUUUCUUCUUUUUUGGCUCGUUGGUUCGAUAGGUUUUGUUCUUUCAUUUCGCCGAUUCUUUGGGUUAGCCCCAGUUCUUUGGAAUACGACUUUCGUCGGAAGAAAUCUCUCUGAUUUGUUAAUGGAGAUUUUUUCUCAAAAACGAGGCUGUUAGGAAAGCCGCAAAAGUAUGUCGGAGGUAUGCUAUUAAACGGCCCCGGCAUAGAAGUCUGUCUGUACAAAAAAACAGGGAUAUACUGUGAUCAUCUUCAUGUAUUACCCCCAACCACUAUGUGCAUAUGAAUUCAAUCAAAUGUGAAAAUUUUUCAUUUCACAUUCGUG